Molecule: messenger RNA, 959 nt
Organism: Linum trigynum
Lineage: Eukaryota; Viridiplantae; Streptophyta; Magnoliopsida; Malpighiales; Linaceae
Source: the annotation of a GenBank genome assembly
UGCUGAGUUUGAGAUGAAGGAUUUGGGAGCUGCUCAAAAGAUCUUGGGUAUGGAGAUUUACAGGGACAGGUCGAAGAAGAAGCUUUUCUUAUCACAGAAGAGCUACAUCCAGAAGAUAUUGUCGAGGUUUGGCAUGUCUUCAGCAAAGCCCUUAAAUACUCCUAGUGCUUCAAAUGUUCAUCUAUCCUCAGCUUAUGCACCGCAAUCAGAGGCUGAGAAGGAGUACAUGUCGAGAGUCCCAUAUGCUAGUGCAGUAGGUAGCUUGAUGUACGCUAUGGUAUGCACUAGACCUGAUCUUGCACAUGCUGUUAGUGUUGUCAGCAGGUUUAUGAUACAACCUGGGAAGAAGCAUUGGCAGGCUGUGAAGAGGAUCUUCCGGUACCUUAAGGGUACAUCUGAUGUGGGGAUUAGCUUCGGAAGUGAUACAGAGUGCUUGGUGUCUGGGUAUUCUGACUCGGACUAUGCUGGAGAUGUUGACACGAGGAGAUCGAUGACCGGUUAUGUAUUCACUCUUGGGAGUUCUGUAGUGAGCUGGAAGGCAACUUUGCAGUCGGCGGUGACAUUGUCUACUACUGAGUCAGAGUAUAUGGCGUUCACAGAAGCUGCUAAGGAGGAAAUAUGGUUGAAGGGACUGGUUGGUGAUCUUGGUCUACAUCAUGAUCAGGCAGUGGUGUAUUGCGACAGUUUGAGUGCAAUAUGCUUGGCCAAGGAUCAAGUCCACCAUGAGAGGACUUAGCACAUCGAUGUGAGGUAUCAUUUCUUGAGGACAGAGAAGAGGAUUAAGGUGAAGAAGGUUGGCACCGCGGAUAAUCCUGCUGAUAUGUUCACGAAGCCGGUUCCACAUGGCAAGUUCCAACACUGCUUGGACUUGCUGAAUGUCUUGAGUGGGUGACUCCGCCCUGCGGGGCAUUGAUGACGGGAGAGAGAUAGAAGGAGCAGAAUACAUCAGAGAUUUCAGA